Molecule: messenger RNA, 369 nt
Organism: Rotaria sp. Silwood1
Lineage: Eukaryota; Metazoa; Rotifera; Eurotatoria; Philodinida; Philodinidae
Source: the annotation of a GenBank genome assembly
AUGGAAAUGUUUCCAUUUCUUGAUAUUCUUUUACGUUUAUAUGCGAAUAAAUACGAACACUCGAGAGAAAAAUUGAUUGUUUUAGUUCAUUGGACUUUUUUAAGUAGAAAUUUUUUAAUUGUGAAGGACCAUGGAAAUAAGGAAAUUAUUGAUUGGAUAAAAAAUGAAGAUAAUUCAAUAGAUAUUAAUUAUUUUCAAGAUGGUUUGGAUGAAAAUAAUGAAUUACUUUUGCAAAUAUCAUUAAAUGAUCAUAUUAAUGAUAAUGACGGAUCAUUGAAAGAUAUUGAUGGAUUUAUAAUAAAAAUCAACAAUGAAAUUCAUGGAUGUUCACAACAAAAACAACAAAUCGAUAAAAAUAACGAAAAAUAA